AUGUGUUACACUAAAUACUAACUUUGAUUAGGAAAGGAAAGCGAGGACUACAGUGUUGAUACAGUUAGGACUUUUGAGUUGUGUUCGGUGGUACCUCAGUCGGAUAACUAAUAUAACGACAGUUUAAUGGUACAUUCACUGAUUCAGCUAGUUAGCGCUCCACGGAGUCUUCAGACUUCACAUCCUAUAGUAUAGAUCAUCAUAAUCAUUCAGUCAGUCGAUUAGUCAAGUUCAUUUUUACCUCAGAGUAAUACCUGGAACUAGCUGACAACACGAGAUUGACUUGAAGGCAGUAAUGGGGCGCCAUGAAACUCGUGUGGAGUCCUCAGAAAGGACCAAGAGCAGAGAGGGGAGGGAGAAAAAACGGGAAAAGAAGAGGCGGAGAAGUUCUUCCUCGAGUUCCUCCUCUACCACCUCCAGCAGCAGCGUGAGCUCACCUUCCCCAAAGAAACAUCCCCGGAGCUCCAGCAAGAGCCAAGAUAAGAACCAGGAGAAGAAAAAACCUAAAAGAAAGAGGACCUCUUCCUCAUCCUCAUCUUCAGGCUCAUCUUCCAGCUCCUCAUCAGAGUCAACUGAUGAAGAAACCAAGAAGAAAAGGAAAAUGAGGAAGGCCAAGAAAAAGCUGAAGAAAAUGAAGGCCCGGGAGAAAAAAAAGGCAAAGAAGGCAAGACAGAAAGAGAAAAAGAAGAUGAAGAAGUUGAGGAGGAUGUCAGAGAAGGGAGGAGAUGCUGGAAUUUCCCAGGCCUCAUCCUCCCAGGUUCCAUCUGAAAAGCCUCCUUCUUUUCUGGAAACGUGGCAAGCUGAGGGGUCAGCAGAGCACGGGCCAGUAAUGACUGAUGAACAGAAGGCCCGGCUCUCCACCAGGCGGCCCCUGACCAAAGAGGAAUGGGAGGCCCAGCAAAGCAUCAUCCGCAGGGUGGUCGACCCUGAAACAGGACGCACGAGGCUGGUGAGGGGAGAGGGGGAGAUCCUGGAAGAGAUAGUCAGCCGUGAGAAGCACAAAGACAUCAACAAGCAAGCUACCAAGGGUGAUGGAAGCACCUUCCAAAAGCGGCUGGGACUCAACCAUUAGACCCACUCCUUGAGGAUCCCCUGACCCAAUAAGUUUUCUUAUGUGUUUUCAUUGUAUACUUUCAAAACAGCCAUUUUAUUUCUGUGGUGUCCUGCAGUUAAUUAAUCACAUGCUACCCAAUAGAGAAGUUUGUCAUUGUGUAUUUAACACACAUCUUGUUUCUUUUCUUUCUUAAAGUAAUAUUUUUAUUUGUCCAUGGAGAUAUUUUUAUCCCUUUUAAGCACAUGGAUGGAAUACGGUUUUUCUUUAAAUAUGAAGAAAAGCCUGCAGUCCAGAGUUCUUUCUCAGUUGUUAAUAUUUAUUUAUACACUGUACAUAAAACACGAAACAAUAGAAUAGCUGUCCAAUUUUCUUUUUAAUCCACAUUGCCUACAAUGGUACUGUACACAAAGCACACUCAGGUUUUGAAACAUUGCACUAACAGCCAGGAAAGAAGAAAUGUAUAGGUGGGAAGUGGCCUCUCACACAUACAUAUAUGGGUCCAACAGAACAAAACAUCAUUUUUACACAUUUGAAAUAAUUUUUUUAAAGAAGCAGAUUGAGAGUGGAAACAACAGACUUGUCCUUCUAGAU
Messenger RNA from Scleropages formosus (Asian bonytongue), 1645 nucleotides. RefSeq names its product ADP-ribosylation factor-like 6 interacting protein 4 (gene arl6ip4). NCBI's taxonomy places the organism in Eukaryota, Metazoa, Chordata, Actinopteri, Osteoglossiformes, Osteoglossidae. The coding region runs from base 296 to 1072 and encodes 258 amino acids. The transcript is spliced from 6 exons. The record is from RefSeq and is a predicted model, not a curated record.